Arabidopsis thaliana (thale cress) is the source of this 568-nucleotide messenger RNA. RefSeq names its product Copper transport protein family. The transcript has 3 exons. The coding region runs from base 33 to 371 and encodes 112 amino acids. The record is from RefSeq and is marked reviewed. Gene Ontology annotation, molecular function: metal ion binding. NCBI's taxonomy places the organism in Eukaryota, Viridiplantae, Streptophyta, Magnoliopsida, Brassicales, Brassicaceae.
AAACAUAUCAUACAAUAUUGCUCUUUCGUCUCAUGUCGGAAAAGAAGCAAUGUUGUGUUGUGAUGAGGAUUAACUUGGAUUGCAAUGCUUGUUGUAGAAAAGCUAGGAGGAUUAUCAUCAAUAUGAAAGAAGUUGAUACACACAUGAUCAACAAAAAGGAACGUCAAGUAAUCCUUUGCGGACGGUUUCGACCAUCCGAUGUUGCAUUAAAACUGCAAAGGAAGAUGAAACGGAGGGUUGAGAUUCUCGAAGUUGAAGAUCUCACCAAUGGCCAUGGAGGAGAAGAAGGAAGCGAGCACGAGCUACCGUAUGAACAGCCACAUGAAUAUUCUAAUCAACCUGAUCAGAUGACCACACCAUUGUUGUGUUAGAUAUCUCUAAUUCGUUUGUUCUUCUAUCCUCCAAUGCCUAAACAUUUGUGAGAACUAUUAGAAGAAACAAUGGCAUAUAAUGACCAACACGUUUGUUUGUAUGUACAAAUAUAUAGAAAACUCUGUAGCGCAGUGCGGAUGAUCACCUAGUAUAUAUAAAAGUUGAUAUAUAUUCAAUGCAUUACAUUGUCUCAAAA